CAUGCAGGAGAACUAUGAGAUGGUAACCUCGCUGGGAUUUCCCAUUCCUAAACCUGAGCUGAUCGCCCGGCUGGAACGAGGGGAGGAGCCGUGGGUGCCCGAUCUCCAGGCCUACAAAGAAAGAAGGCUUCUGAGAUCCACCCGUAUAGGUGAGGACUGACACAGAAACCAUCUAGGGAAUGAAGGAAAAAGAUGAGAAUCCCAAAAUAUGAUAUGACAGGUGCUGAGCGAGGGAGUGAGAAUGAGGCGGGGAAUCAUCAUGAGAAAGUUCCCGGGGAAGUGGAACCGCAGGGGACCUUUACAGGAAGAGCUGAAGGAAAUUUUUCCCAGUGCUUAGAGCAGGGAGAAGCCUGGGGAAGAUGGCACAGGUCAGAGAGGCUUCUGGGAAACCACCCAGGGAAGAAAGUGGAUGAAUCUUUUAACGGUGGGGGAGGAGAGGAGGAUCCCACAGCGCCGCAGACAAAUCCCAAGGAAGAGACACCCUGGCACUACCUUCAGUGUGGGAAACGAUUCAUUUUGAGAUCACAGUUUGUGACACAUCAGACAAUCCAUACUGGAGAGAAACCCCUUCAGUGCUUGGACCAUGGGGAAAGCUUCAGUAAGCUCUCAGAUCUUAAUAACCAUGGGACAAGCCAUACUGGAGAGAAACCCCUUCAGUGCUUGGACCAUGGGGAAAGCUUCAGUAAGCUCUCAGAUCUUAAUAACCAUGGGACAAGCCACACUGGAGAGAAACCUGCUCAAUCCCUCGAGUGCGGGAAAUGUUUAAUUUCAAAGACACAAAUAAUUAGAUAUCAGUUAAGCCACACAGGGGAGAGACCACGUAAGUGCUUGGACUGUGAGAAAAGUUUCAUACAAAGGUCAGACCUUGUUAAACAUCAGGAAAUCCACACAGGAGAGAAACCCCACAAGUGCUUGGACUGUGGGAAAAGUUUCAUACAAAGGUCAGACCUUGUUAAACAUCAGGCAAUCCACACAGGAGAAAGACCCCACAAGUGCUUGGACUGUGGGAAAAGUUUCAUAAGAAAGUCAACCCUUGUUGAACAUCAGGCAAUCCACGCAGGAGAAAGACCCCACAAGUGCUUGGACUGUGGGAAAAGUUUCAUAAGAAAGUCAAACCUUGUUAUACAUGAGGCAAUUCACACAGGAGAAAGACCCCACAAGUGCUUGGACUGUGGGAAAAGUUUCAUAAGAAAGUCAACCCUUGUUGAACAUCAGGCAAUUCACACAGGAGAAAGACCCCACAAGUGCUUGGACUGUGGGAAAAGUUUCAUACAAAGGUCACACCUAGUUCAUCAUAAGGCAAUCCACACAGGAGAGAGACCCCACAAGUGCUUGGACUGUGGGAAAAGUUUCAUAGAGCGGUCAGACCUUGUUAAACAUCAGGCAAUCCACACAGGAGAAAAACCCCACAAGUGCUUGGACUGUGGGAAAAGUUUCAUACAGAGGUCAGACCUUGUUAAACAUCAGGCAAUCCACACAGGAGAAAAACCCCACAAGUGCUUGGACUGUGGGAAAAGUUUCAUACAGAGGUCAGACCUUGUUAAACAUCAGGCAUUACACACAGGAGAGAAACCCCACAAGUGCUUGGACUUAGGGGAAAGUUUCAUACGGAGGUCUGACCUCAUUAAACAUGGAAGAAUCCACAAAAGAUCUAAUCUUCUGUGACACAUGGCAUGAAAGAAACUUGUAUUCAACUUUUAGAUUCAACUUUUAGAGAGAGAUUUUAAAAAUGUGUGCACCUUAGAUAAGCGAGAGUUUGAAAUGUAAAUGUGUAAUUUUAAAGACUUGGAAGAAGAAGGCAUGUCAUUUCUGAGUAACCUAAUUGCCUUCUAUGAUGAGAUAAGUGGCUCUGUGAAUGAAGGGAAAGCAGUGGAUGUGUUAUUCCUUGACUUUAGCAAUGCUUUUGGUAUGAUCUCCUACAGUAUUCUUGCCAGCAAGUCAAAGAAGUAUGGGGUGGAUGAAUGGACCAUAAAGUGGAUAGAAAGCUGGCUAGAUCGUCUGGCUCAAUGCGUUAUGAUCAAUGGCUCCAUGUCUUGUUGGCAGCCGAUAUCAAGUGAAGUGCCCCAAGGGUCGGUCCUGGGGCCGGUUUUGUUC
Messenger RNA from Chrysemys picta bellii (western painted turtle), 2094 nucleotides. The record is from RefSeq and is a predicted model, not a curated record. NCBI's taxonomy places the organism in Eukaryota, Metazoa, Chordata, Testudines, Emydidae.